This is a messenger RNA of Cucurbita pepo subsp. pepo (vegetable marrow), 890 nucleotides long. The record is from RefSeq and is a predicted model, not a curated record. NCBI's taxonomy places the organism in Eukaryota, Viridiplantae, Streptophyta, Magnoliopsida, Cucurbitales, Cucurbitaceae.
AGGUGAAGCAAAGUGAUAGAUGUGUUGUAUCAUGGCAUCCUUUAACACGUUCCUUGUCGUUCUUUUGUUUGUCACUUUAUCUUCCUCACAUAUUUAUGUGACUCAAGCUGGGCGUCAUCUCCAACAAUCUUCACUAAUUUCACUUUCUCCUACUCCAAGGAUUAUCAUCACCCUACCCGGUGUUCCACCCAUCAUCGUACCCAUUAUUCCACCCGUCACCGUCCCUGGUAUUCCACCCACCACUGUCCCUACACUCCCAGGUACUCCACCCAUCAACGUCCCAAUAGUUCCGGGUAUUCCACCCAUCACUGUCCCUACACUCCCAGGUACUCCACCCAUCAACGUCCCAACAAUUCCUGGUACUCCACCCAUCACUGUCCCUACACUCCCAGGUACUCCACCCAUCAACGUCCCAACAAUUCCUGGUACUCCACCCAUCACUGUCCCUACACUCCCAGGUACUCCACCCAUCAACGUCCCUUCAGUUCCUGGUACUCCACCCAUCACCGUCCCUACACUCCCAGGUACUCCACCGAUUACUGUCCCUUAACUUCCUGAUGUUCCUCGUGUUCCACCCACUAGGUUUACUUAAAGUCACAUGGUCUAGUAUUUCGUUUAUGCACCUUACCUCUUCCUAAAACUUCACUAUCCACUUUGUCUACUUUGUCUCCUUUUCUUAGUAUUCCAUUAACGUCUUCUACUAUCAAAGAAUAAACGUGUCACUAGUUUGGACUCGAAAGCCUCAUGGGUUUCUAUUUGAAUCAUCAUUUCCAUGGUGAGAGUUUUGUUGCUCGAGCUUCUUUCUAGUCCGCUACUACUACGAUAACAUAUGUAACUUUAAACAAUAUAUUAUAAUAAACCAUCCAUACAUGUGAUAUUAAUAAGUGUUA